This is a messenger RNA of Cuculus canorus (common cuckoo), 17699 nucleotides long. RefSeq names its product WD repeat and FYVE domain containing 3 (gene WDFY3). Gene Ontology annotation, molecular function: protein binding; metal ion binding. The transcript is spliced from 67 exons. The record is from RefSeq and is a predicted model, not a curated record. Lineage: Eukaryota; Metazoa; Chordata; Aves; Cuculiformes; Cuculidae. Bases 347 to 10930 code for a protein of 3527 amino acids.
UGGCCACCGGCCGCCGCGGGGAGCGGCCCCACCGCUUGCGCCCCGCCUCGCGCGGGCCCCGGGCCCCGGCCGGGCCCUGAUGGGGCCGGAGCCACCCCCGCGCCCGGACGCCGCCGCAGCGGCGGAGCGGAGCGGCUGCCCCCGCGCCUAGAGACGCCCCCUUUCCCCUCCGCCGCCACCCCCGAGCCGCGGCCGCCGCCGCCCCGGGCGCCGAGACCCCGUGAAAGAACGGCUUUGGUGUUGAAGAGAAACCUCGGAAACGAAUAAGCCCUGUUCUCUUGAAGAUGUUGCCCUGAUCCCAGGAAAGCUGUAUAGGAUACAAGAGAGCUUCCAGAAAUCAGUCAAGAUGAAUAUGGUGAAGAGGAUCAUGGGCCGGCCACGGCAGGAAGAGUGUAGCCCACAGGAUAAUGCAUUAGGCUUGAUGCAUCUGCGUCGCCUUUUCACAGAGCUCUGUCAUCCUCCACGGCACAUGACCCAAAAAGAACAGGAAGAAAAACUUUACAUGAUGUUGCCGGUGUUUAACAGGGUGUUUGGAAAUGCUCCUCCAAGUACAAUGACAGAAAAAUUUUCUGACCUCCUGCAGUUUACUACUCAAGUGUCACGAUUGAUGGUGACUGAAAUUCGACGGAGAGCAUCAAAUAAGUCCACAGAGGCUGCAAGUCGUGCCAUUGUCCAGUUUCUGGAGGUCAAUCAAAGUGAAGAAGCAAGUAGAGGUUGGAUGCUGCUGACUACAAUCAAUUUACUAGCUUCAUCAGGACAGAAAACUGUGGACUGCAUGACUACAAUGUCAGUGCCUUCCACACUUGUUAAAUGUCUAUAUCUGUUUUUUGACCUUCCACAUGUGCCUGAGGUAGUUGGAGGAGCACAGAAUGAACUACCUCUCGCAGAGCGCCGAGCGCUACUACAGAAAGUCUUUGUACAGAUCCUAGUAAAAUUGUGCAGUUUUGUGUCCCCGGCGGAAGAACUGGCUCAAAAGGAUGAUCUCCAGCUUCUGUUCAGUGCAAUAACCUCAUGGUGCCCUCCCUACAAUCUGCCUUGGAGGAAGAGCGCAGGGGAAGUACUAAUGACCAUAUCACGUCAUGGCCUUAGUGUCAAUGUAGUGAAAUACAUUCAUGAAAAGGAGUGUUUAUCCACGUGUGUUCAGAACAUGCAGCAGUCUGAUGACCUUUCUCCCCUAGAAAUAGUUGAGAUGUUUGCUGGACUUUCUUGUUUUCUCAAAGACUCCAGUGAUGUAUCCCAAACGUUGUUGGAUGAUUUUAGGAUAUGGCAAGGAUACAACUUCCUCUGUGACCUCCUCCUCAGAUUAGAACAGGCAAAAGAGGCUGAAUCUAAGGAUGCCUUGAAGGACUUAGUUAAUUUGAUAACUUCCUUAACAACAUAUGGUGUAAAUGAAUUAAAGCCAGCUGGUGUGACUACUGGAGUACCUUUCCUGCUACCUGGGUUUGCAGUCCCACAGCCUGCAGGCAAAGGUCACAGUGUGAGGAAUAUUCAAGCAUUUGCAGUCCUCCAGAAUGCAUUUUUGAGAGCAAAAACCAGCUAUCUAGCACAAAUCAUCCUUGACGCCAUCACAAAUAUUUAUAUGGCAGAUAGUGCCAACUACUUCAUUUUGGAAUCGCAGCACACAUUGUCUCAGUUUGCAGAGAAAAUUCCUAAACUUCCAGAAGUGCAGACCAAAUACUUUGAGAUGCUGGAGUUUGUUGUCUUCAGCUUGAAUUACAUACCCUGUAAAGAACUGAUCAGUGUGAGCAUCCUUUUAAAAUCCAGCGCUUCUUUUCAGUGUAGCAUCAUUGCCAUGAAGACUCUCCUUAAGUUCACCCGUCAUGACAACAUCUUUAAGGAUGUCUUCAGGGAAGUGGGACUUCUGGAAGUGAUGGUAAAUCUUCUUCAUAAAUAUGCAGCUCUUCUGAAAGAUCCCACUCAGGCACUGAAUGAUCAAGGGGAUUCAAAAACCAGUUCAUUUGAGGACCAAAAGCAGCUGGCUUUAUUGGUUAUGGAGACCUUGACAGUGCUACUACAAGGAUCAAACACAAAUGCAGGUAUUUUCAGGGAGUUUGGUGGCGCUAGGUGCGUGCACAACAUAGUGAAGUAUCCCCAGUGCCGGCAGCAUGCCCUGUUGAUCAUCCAGCAGUUGGUGUUAUCACCUAGUGGAGAAGAUGAUAUGGGCACUUUGUUGGGACUGAUGCACUCGGCUCCACCUACGGAACUGCAGCUGAAAACAGACAUCCUACGGGCCCUGCUCUCAGUUCUGAGAGAAAGUCACCGCACAAGAACUGUUUUCAGAAAAGUUGGUGGAUUUGUGUAUGUCACAUCUUUACUCGUUGCUAUGGAAAGAUCUUUGUGCUCACCGCCUAAGAAUGGCUGGGAGAAAGUAAACCAGAAUCAAGUAUUUGAACUACUUCACACUGUUUUCUGCACAUUGACUGCAGCAAUGCGCUAUGAGCCAGCCAACUCUCAUUUCUUCAAAACAGAGAUCCAGUAUGAAAAACUGGCAGACGCUGUUCGAUUACUUGGCUGCUUCUCAGACUUGAGAAAAAUAAGCCCCUUGAAUGUCUUCCCUUCAAAUACGCAACUAUUUCAAAGGCUUUUGGAGGAUGAUCUAAUAUCCCUGGAUUCUGUGUCACCUACGCUAAGACACUGCAGCAAACUUUUUAUUUACCUCUACAAGGUCGCAACAGAUUCUUUUGACAGUCGUGCAGAACAGAUCCCUCCUUGCCUGACAAAUGAGACUUCUCUCCCCUCUCCCUGGGGUACGCCAGCUUUGUCCAGGAAAAGGCACGCAUACCAUUCUGUUUCAACACCUCCUGUUUGCCCUCAGAAAAAUAUAGCUGAUGUGAAACUCCAAACAGGACCCACAUCCAUACAAAGCUCUGAUGCAGUCAUUAUCCACCCUGGUGCUAUGCUUGCGAUGCUGGAUCUUCUGGCCUCUGUUGGAUCAGCUACACAUCCAGAGCAUGCGCUGGAUCUCCAGCUGGCGGUGGCCAAUAUCCUGCAAUCUCUGGUGCACACAGAGAGAAACCAGCAAGUCAUGUGUGAAGCCGGGCUCCAUGCACGACUUCUACAAAGAUGUAGUGCCGCUCUGGCUGAUGAGGACCACUCGCUGCAUCCACCACUCCAAAGGAUGUUUGAAAGGCUGGCCUCCCAGGCACUGCAGCCAAUGGUGUUGAGGGAAUUUUUACGCUUGGGAAACCCUUUGAAUUGUGGAGCUUGGGACAAAAAGCUGUUGAAACAGUACCGAGUGCACAAACCCAGCUCGCUGAGUUUUGAACCGGAAAUGAGAAAUAGCAUGGUUACCUCAAUGGAAGGUCUGGGUUCUGACAGCGUCUUCAGUUUGCAUGAAGACAGCCACUAUCGGAUAAGCAAGAGCCUGCUCAAGCCAGCAGAAGGGAGCACAGUACCCCUGACGAGAGUGAAGUGUUUGGUCUCCAUGACAACCCCACAUGAUAUCAGGCUUCAUGGAUCAUCGGUUACACCAGCAUUCAUUGAGUUUGACACGUCUCUUGAAGGAUUUGGGUGCCUGUUCUUGCCAAGUUUGGCUCCCCAUAAUGCACCUACAAAUAACGCUGUUACAACAGGACUUAUUGACGGCGCGGUUGUCAGUGGAAUUGGAACUGGUGAAAGAUUUUUCCCACCGCCAUCUGGUUUAAGCUACUCAACUUGGUUUUGUAUUGAACAUUUUAGUACGCCUCCUAAUAACCAUCCUGUGAGACUUCUUACUGUAGUACGGCGUGCAAACUCCUCGGAGCAGCAUUAUGUAUGCCUUGCCAUUGUCCUCUCAGCAAAAGACCGGUCACUGAUUGUUUCAACUAAAGAAGAAUUGCUUCAGAAUUAUGUCGAUGACUUCAGUGAGGAAUCGUCAUUUUAUGAAAUUCUUCCUUGUUGUGCCCGUUUUCGCUGUGGUGACCUCAUUGUGGAAGGCCAGUGGCAUCACCUAGUUCUGGUCAUGAGUAAAGGCAUGCUGAAGAACAGCACAGCAGCGCUGUACCUUGAUGGGCAGCUUGUUAACACUGUUAAGCUUCACUAUAUUCAUAGUAGCCCUAGUGGGUCUGGUUCUGCCAAUCCACCUGUUGUCAGCACUGUUUAUGCCUAUAUUGGCACUCCACCUGCACAGCGCCAGCUCUCUUCCUUAGUGUGGCGUUUGGGCCCUACGCAUUUCCUGGAGGAAGUUUUGCCUGCCCCGGGCAUUAGCACCAUUUACGAGCUGGGACCAAAUUAUGUCGGAAGCUUUCAAGCAGUUUACAUACCAUGCAAAGAUUCAAAGUCUGAAGGAAUCAACCCAUCUCCAGUAUCUUUGGUACCAGAAGAAAAGGUCUCUUUUGGUCUCUAUGCACUGUCAGUUUCUUCAUUUACAGUGGCAAAAAUAAGGAAAGUUUACAACAAGUUGGAUAGUAAAGCUAUUGCCAAACAGCUGGCGAUUUCUUCUCAUGAAAAUGCCACGCCUGUGAAACUGCUACAUAACUCAGCAGGGCAUUUGAAUGGCCCGGCACGCCCCAUUGGGGCAGCUUUGAUAGGAUAUUUGGGAGUAAGAACGUUUAUCCCCAAGCCUGUUGCCACUACACUGCAGUACAUUGGUGGAGCUGCUGCUAUUUUGGGACUUGUAGCCAUGGCAUCAGAUGUAGAAGGGUUGUACGCAGCUGUGAAGGCCUUGGUCUGUGUGGUUAAGAGCAAUCCACUAGCCAGCAAAGAAAUGGAAAGAAUCAGAGGUUAUCAGUUGCUGGCAAUGCUGCUAAAGAAGAAACGAUCCCUUCUGAACAGCCACAUACUUCAUCUGACCUUCUCCUUGGUGGGAACUGUUGAUAGCGGGCAUGAGACCUCCAUUAUUCCAAAUUCAGCUGCCUUCCAGGAUCUACUGUGCGAUUUUGAAGUCUGGCUUCAUGCCCCUUAUGAGCUUCAUCUGUCAUUAUUUGAGCACUUCAUAGAACUUCUCACUGAGUCCAGUGAAGCGGCAAAGAAUGCUAAGUUAAUGAGGGAAUUUCAACUCAUCCCAAGACUGCUCUUGACUCUUCGAGAUAUGUCUCUGUCCCAGCCUACUAUUGCUGCGAUUAGUAACGUGCUGAGCUUUCUGCUUCAAGGCUUCCCUAGCAGCUAUGACUUGCUCAGGUUUGGACAGUUCAUCUCAUCUACUUUACCCACAUUUGCAGUCUGUGAAAAGUUUGUGGUCAUGGAAGUAAACCGUGAAGAAAAGCUUGACAGUGGAACAGAGGAUGAUUUUGGAGGACUUGUUUCAGCUAAUCUUAUUCUACUGCGGAACAGGCUUUUAGAUAUCCUUCUAAAACUUCUAUAUACAUCUAAAGAAAAGACAACAGUUAAUUUGCAGGCUUGUGAAGAAUUGGUCAAGACGCUGGGUUUUGACUGGAUUAUGAUGUUUAUGGAAGAACAUCUACAUUCCACCACGGUCACAGCAGCUAUGAGAAUUCUUGUGGUCCUGCUGAGUAAUCAGUCCAUCCUUAUCAAAUUUAAGGAGGGUCUCAGUGGUGGAGGCUGGCUCGAUCAGACAGAUUCUGUCUUGACCAAUAAGAUCGGUACUGUGCUAGGGUUCAAUGUCGGCAGGAGUGCUGGUGGCAGAUCGACAGUCCGGGAGAUUAACCGGGAUGCUUGUCACUUCCCAGGCUUUCCCGUUCUGCAGUCCCUUCUCCCAAAGCACACUAAUGUACCUGCACUCUAUUUCCUGCUCAUGGCCCUUUUUCUGCAGCAGCCAGUCACUGAACUGCCUGAAAACCUGCAGGUCAGUGCACCUGUCAGCAGCAGCCGAUGUAAUCAGGGUUGCCAGUUUGAUUUAGACUCUAUUUGGACAUUCAUAUUUGGAGUUCCUGCCUCCUGUGGCACUGUUACCUCUUCAAUACACAGUGUUUGCACAGAAGCUGCCUUCUUGUUAUUGGGAAUGUUGAGGAGCAUGCUGAAUUCCCCUUGGCAGUCGGAGGAAGAAGGCUCUUGGCUUCGAGAAUACCCAGUCACCUUGAUGCAAUUCUUUCGAUAUUUGUAUCACAAUGUGCCGGACCUCAUUUCGUUGUGGAUGAGUCCAGAGUUCCUGUGUGCGCUGGCAGCAACAGUGUUUCCUUUCAACAUAAGGCCUUACUCUGAGAUGGUCACUGAUCUUGAUGAUGAAGUUGGUUCCCCAGCUGAAGAGUUUAAAGCCUUUGCAGCUGAUUCUGGCAUGAACAGGAGCCAAUCAGAAUACUGCAAUGUUGGCACCAAGACAUACCUAACCAACCAUCCUGCCAAGAAGUUUGUGUUUGACUUCAUGCGUGUACUCAUAAUUGAUAACUUAUGUCUCACACCAGCCAGCAAACAGACUCCACUGGUAGAUCUUCUGCUAGAGGCUUCCCCUGAAAGAUCAACACGAACACAGCAGAAAGAGUUUCAGACGUAUGUUUUGGAUGGAGUGAUGGACCACUUACUUGCAGCUGAUGUUUUAUUGGGUGAAGAUGCAUCUCUGCCUAUAACGAGUGGAGGAAGCUACCAAGUGCUGGUGAACAAUGUGUUUUAUUUUACACAGCGUGUGGUAGAUAAGCUUUGGCAGGGCAUGUUCAACAAAGAAUCCAAACUUCUUGUGGACUUCAUAAUCCAGCUCAUUGCACAGUCAAAAAGAAGAUCUCAGGGAAUAUCGCUGGAUGCUAUUUAUCACUGCCUGAACAGGACCAUCUUGUAUCAGUUCUCAAGGGCACACAAAACUGUUCCUCAGCAAGUGGCUCUCCUUGAUUCCUUAAGGGUCCUUACUGUGAACAGAAACUUAAUUCUGGGACCUGGAAAUCAUGAUCAAGAGUUCAUCAGUUGCUUAGCUCACUGCUUGAUUAAUCUGCACGUGGGAAGUAACGUUGAUGGGUUUGGACUGGAAGCAGAAGCCAGGAUGACAACUUGGCACAUUAUGAUCCCCUCUGAUAUAGAACCAGAUGGAGUCUACAAUCAAGAUGCCAGUGAAGGUCGCCAGCUUCUUCUAAAAGCCAUAAACAGAGUGUGGACAGAGCUGAUCCAUAGUAAAAAGCAGGUUUUAGAAGAAGUCUUCAAAGUGACGCUACCUGUCAAUGAUCGCGGGCAAGUGGAUAUAGCUGUUGCAAGACCUUUUAUUGAGGAAGCAGGUUUAAAGUGUUGGCAAAAUCAUUUGGCUCAUGAGAAGAAAUGCAUCAGUAGAGGAGAGGCUUUGGUUCCAACCACACAGUCCAAACUUUCACGAGUUAGUAGUGGAUUUGGCCUCUCUAAACUAACAGGUUCCAGAAGAAACCGCAAGGAGAGUGGGCUCAAUAAACACAACCUCUCUACACAGGAAAUUUCCCAGUGGAUGUUUACUCACAUUGCAGUGGUUCGGGACCUGGUUGAUAUGCAGUAUAAAGAAUAUCAGGAGCGUCAGCAGAAUGCAUUAAAAUACGUGACAGAAGAGUGGUCUCAAAUUGAAUACGAGUUACUACGAGAGCGAGGUUUGUGGGGUCCCCCUAUUGGCUCCCAUCUUGACAAGUGGAUGUUGGAGAUGACUGAGGGCCCCUGCAGAAUGAGGAAGAAGAUGGUGCGAAAUGACAUGUUUUAUGUUCAGUAUCCUUACAUGCCUGAAGCUGAACAAGAAACAAACAUGCUGUCUGACUUCUCAGGUAGAGUUCCUGAGACAUCUGAUGAUACCAUACCUCAAAAGAAACCUGCUCGUUACCGAAGAGCUAUAAGUUAUGACAGUAAGGAGUACUACAUGCGCCUGGCUUCUGGAAACCCUGCAGUCUUUCAGGAUGCUAUAGAAGAGAAUACUGUGGGUGAAACAACCCAGCAGGAGCCAGAACAUGGGGAAGACACUAUUGCAAGAGUCAAAGGCCUGGUGAAGCCUCCCCUGAAACGAUCUCGCUCUGCUCCUGAUGGAGGAGAUGAUGAGAACCAGGACCAGUCACAGGAUCAGAUUGUUGAGGGGAGUUCAAUUGAUGAAGAGGAGAAGACAGACAAUACAACUCUACUUCGACUUCUCGAAGAAGGAGAGAAGAUUCAGCAUAUGUACCGCUGUGCUCGAGUUCAGGGCCUUGACACCAGCGAAGGGCUGCUCCUCUUUGGGAAAGAGCACUUCUAUGUCAUUGAUGGAUUUACCAUGACAGCCACCAGAGAAAUACGGGAUAUUGAGACACUGCCUCCAAAGAUGCAUGAGCCAAUCAUACCUAGGGGAGCAAGGCAAGGUCCAAGUCAACUUAAAAGAACGUGUAGCAUUUUUGCGUAUGAAGAUAUCAAGGAAGUACAUAAAAGGAGAUACCUUUUGCAGCCAAUUGCGAUUGAAGUUUUCUCGGGAGACGGACGGAACUAUCUUCUAGCUUUCCAAAAAGGGGUUAGAAACAAGGUUUAUCAAAGGUUUUUGGCUGUGGUGCCAUCUUUAACUGACAGUUCGGAGUCGGUGUCUGGGCAGAGACCAAACACCAGCGUAGAGCAAGGGUCUGGCUUGCUUAGCACUUUAGUGGGAGAAAAAUCUGUUACUCAAAGAUGGGAAAGAGGAGAAAUCAGUAACUUCCAGUACCUGAUGCACUUAAACACUCUGGCGGGCAGAUCCUAUAAUGAUCUCAUGCAGUACCCUGUCUUUCCCUGGAUCCUUGCAGACUAUGAUUCAGAGGAACUGGAUCUUACAAAUCCCAAGACAUUCAGAAACCUGGCCAAGCCCAUGGGAGCUCAAACAGAAGACAGGUUAGCCCAGUACAAGAAGCGAUACAAAGAUUGGGAAGAUCCAAAUGGGGAAACUCCAGCUUAUCACUAUGGGACCCACUAUUCAUCGGCCAUGAUAGUUGCUUCCUAUCUUGUACGGAUGGAGCCUUUUACUCAGAUUUUCUUACGGUUACAGGGUGGUCACUUUGACCUGGCUGACCGAAUGUUUCACAGCGUACGGGAGGCUUGGUAUUCAGCGUCGAAGCACAACAUGGCAGAUGUGAAGGAACUCAUCCCUGAGUUCUUCUACCUCCCUGAGUUCCUGCUGAAUUCCAACAAUUUUGACCUAGGUUGCAAACAAAAUGGCACUAAACUUGGAGAUGUAAUACUUCCCCCAUGGGCAAAAGGCGAUCCUCGCGAAUUUAUCAGAGUUCAUCGGGAGGCUCUGGAAUGUGACUUUGUGAGUGCACAUCUGCAUGAGUGGAUUGAUUUGAUCUUUGGCUAUAAACAGCAAGGUCCUGCUGCAGUAGAAGCUGUAAAUGUCUUUCACCAUCUCUUCUAUGAGGGGCAAGUGGACAUAUAUAACAUCAAUGACCCAUUAAAAGAGACAGCUACAAUAGGAUUCAUUAAUAACUUUGGACAGAUACCAAAGCAGCUCUUUAAAAAACCACACCCACCAAAGCGUGUUAGAAGCCGACCGAAUGGCGAGGCUGUGGGAACCUCUAUGCCCCCUGGUUCCACAAGUGACAAGAUCUUUUUCCAUCAUUUGGAUAACCUGAGGCCAUCUCUUGCCCCAGUGAAAGAGCUCAAGGAGCCUGUGGGACAGAUCGUGUGUACUGAUAAAGGCAUUCUGGCAGUAGAGCAGAAUAAGGUUCUCAUCCCACCUACAUGGAAUAAAACUUUUGCUUGGGGCUAUGCAGACCUCAGCUGUAGACUGGGUACCUAUGAGUCGGACAAGGCAGUAAUUGUUUACGAAUGUUUGUCAGAAUGGGGUCAGAUACUGUGUGCCAUUUGCCCAAACCCCAAACUUGUUAUCACUGGAGGAACAAGCACAGCGGUGUGUGUGUGGGAAAUGGGCAUCUCCAAAGAAAAAGCUAAAGCCCUCACACUGAAACAGGCAUUACUGGGUCAUACUGACACUGUCACAUGCUUAACAACAUCGCUAGCUUAUCACAUAAUUGUGAGUGGAUCACGAGACCGCACCUGCAUCAUCUGGGAUUUGAAUAAACUCUCUUUUCUAACCCAGCUUCGAGGUCACAGGGCUCCAGUUUCAGCACUCUGUAUAAAUGAACUAACGGGGGAUAUUGUAUCGUGUGCUGGCACUUACAUCCAUGUAUGGAGCAUUAAUGGCAGCCCCACCGCAAGCGUGAACACUUUCACCGGCCGAAGCCAGCAAAUAAUGUGUUGCAUUGUGUCAGAGAUGAAUGAGUGGGAUACCCAGAACGUCAUAGUAACAGGACAUUCAGAUGGAGUUGUCCGGUUCUGGCGGAUGGAGUUUUUGCAAGUACCAGAAACACCAGCUCCGGAGCCCGCGGAGGUGCUGGAAAUGCAAGAGGAUUGUCAGGAAGCACAAAUAGGGCAGGAAGUCCACGAAGAGGACAGCAGUGACUCUGAGGCAGAUGAUCCAUGCAUUGGCCAGGAUACAAAACUGCAGGAAAGCCAGAGUCAACCAAGCAGCACCAGCCACAGGCCUAGGUCAUCAUCGAACAGAGCGGCGGCAGCAUGGUCAGCAGACAGCGGCUCUGAUGACUCCAGGCGUUGGUCAGAUCAGCUCAGCUUGGAUGAGAAAGAUGGCUUUAUCUUUGUGAAUUAUUCUGAGGGACAAGCAAAAAUGCAUCCCCAUGCUCAGGUUAACCACCCACACCCCAGCUAUGCUGAAGCACGGCACUACAGCAAGCUUAAACCAGGAUACAGAUGGGAGCGCCAGUUGGUGUUUAGAAGCAAGCUAACUAUGCACACGGCAUUUGAUCGCAAAGACAACGCACAUCCAGCAGAAAUCACUGCACUCGGCAUCUCUAAGGAUCACAGCAGAAUUCUUAUUGGGGAUGGUCGAGGCAGAGUGUUCAGCUGGUCUGUAAGCGAUCAGCCUGGCCGAUCUGCAGCCGAUCACUGGGUGAAGGACGAGGGGGGAGACAGCUGUUCAGGCUGCGCAGUCCGAUUUUCACUCACUGAAAGGCGUCACCAUUGCAGGAACUGUGGACAGCUCUUCUGCCAGAAGUGCAGUAGAUUUCAAUCCGAAAUCAAGCGUCUGAAGAUUUCAUCACCAGUCAGAGUCUGCCAGAACUGCUUCUACAACCUGCAGCACGAGCGGGGUUCAGAGGAUGGGUCCAGAAAUUGAUGGGGUCUUGGCAAACGGAGGCGCCGUCCAGCCCCGCCGUCACUCCAAGAACCAGUGAGAGUAUUGUGCAGUGAUCGGAAGGGAUUAGAACAUUGUCUGUUUACAGUUAAGUUUAUACUGAGUUUUAAGCACUAAAAGUAAAAAGGGAUCAUUGAAUUGAUUUGUGUUGACAGAAGGUAAGAGGCCAACAGCAUGAAGUAGAGAGCAAGGCCCAGGAAGAUGUGAUUUAUAACCACAAAUCCAAUAGAACUGUCAACCCCCAAACCUACCUUGAUGUGGCUAUCGAGAAAAUCCUCACUUAUCCGAAAAACCUGUUCUUGUCUUGUUUUUGUAGAGCUAGACAUCUUUAUUGGGGGGAGGGGGAGGGGAAGGCUUUUUAGAAAAUAGUUGUAAAUCUGCCUUCUUCGCAAGCAACUGUGUAUAUUGUAAAUAGGUAUAACGGCCUUUUUAUCUAAAUAUGAACUUAACUGCCUGUUACAUGGGACUUAAGAUUAACCACUGUACUUUGUGUGGCAUCUAUAUCUCAUCUAUCAAUUCAAAUACGAAUGUUUAAAAAAAAAAAACAAAACAGAAAACUCAAAGGCAUUAUGCAUAUUUCUGUUUAAAACCCAGUCUGUGCAUGUGUGUCCUUUCAGUUGCCCACAGAAUCUUAUUUAAGUAGGGCUAUUCAUAAAACUACAUAGAUUUUUUCAAAAGAAAACAUUUUUAAGAAUAGGACUUGGAGUAUUUUAUUCUAUAGCUGUAAGAUAACCAGGAGCUAAAUUGUACACUUAUGUUGCGUUUUAUACCAAACUAUUUACCACCUCAGUGUUGUUCAUAUUUAAUAAGGCCUCUUUUAUACAUAUGUCAGAGCUGCAGUUUUGUUAAUAAUUUAAUGUUCAUUAGCAGCUGAUUCAUGCAGUGCAAGAAUCAGCUUUUACCUUCUUUACUCAAUAGCAAUUGGCUUGCAUAUAGGUACAGAGGUAAUUCCUUGUGCAUAAAAUUUAACCGCUGUUGUCCUGUUGCUUCUUUGCAUAAAAACUUUUGGAUCAAUAGGCAUUUCUCUAAAACAGGGUGAUAGUAGUCACGUCAGAAACGAUGAGCUAUCCUUGUGUUUCAGCACAUGGCAUCAACUUGAGGACAGCAGUAGAUUUCCACUAUGGUUUUUAAGUUCCAGUAUGAAUUUACUUGCAGUAUUUUUUUACUACUCUGUCAUUUAUUUUGCACUACAUAUGGGAUGAAGUAGAGACACUGAUAUCCACUGGGAUUGGAACACGCACAUCGGAUAGGCCCGUGGACAUAGUUUCUGACUGAGGUCUUGCCAGUGGGUUUUUGGUUGGGGGGAGUAGGGGAGGGGGCAGGCUGGUGUUUGGUUUGGUUUUGUUUUUUAAUGUGUAUAUAUUUUGUAAAUGGGUGACAAACUGAUCUAGAUCAAAGUAUAUUCACAAUGGAUUCUUUUAAAUAGCAGUAAGGAUAUGACCCAAAUCAACAGAAGACAGGUGGCUCUGCUUUUGCUCUGCUGGUACUUCAGUGAGUGUCUUCACUCAAGACAGUGGGAUUAUCCUUCACUUGGGACGAUUUGGGCAGUCUGCUUUUGGAUAGCAAAUGGUUAAAUUUAGCACUGUCAUUGGAAUUGCACCAUUGCACUGUUGAAAAUGCCAGACCCUUGAUGGUGCUGUGAGCUCUUUCCAGAAGGUCCUUGGCACUGGGGAGUACAUGUGUCUUCUCUUGAUUUGAGCUUCUAGUGGUGAAUAAUUUGUUAAUCCUGACCACUUACUAUUUACCCUGGUAUCACACGUUUAUGCACUGAAGGUUAAAUAUGUAUUUUGAUACAUCUUUGUUUAUUAUGUAUGUGCUGGUCUGUAAAAUGAGAUAUAUUCCUGUUUUGCUAUGUAUACUAGGUCCCCAAAUGAACAGAAAGGCUUCUCUAGAGCCCUUGCACACUGUUAAGUAAAUGCAGGUUUGUUGAAAUUAGCUGACCCAAAUAGAUCCCUUUGGAUCCAAAGAGUGAUGAUCAAAUAGCCGCACAGCAUGGCUACGCUGACAGAUUUGUCCCUAAAACAAGAAGUCUUCACUAAGUGUGCAUGGAGCACUGGAAUUUCUGUGUUCAGCUGUUCUCUCUAACGUUGCCUUCACCCUUCCCAACAUGAUGCGAAACCAGCAUAGUUCAGAAGACAGGCUCGUGGCCUUAACGUUUUCAUUUUGAAGAAAAGGCUCUAUUAACAACCCUUAAAUGCCUUUGAGUCCAAAGAGUUUUCUUCCCCUUGCCUCUAGAAUCCAAAUCAAGACCAAAUUUAAGGAAACCUUCUUUUCUACGGACUGGAAGUUGCAGAGCCACGUAAUUAAACACUAAUAAAACCCAGGUUUAUGGCAAUAACACUGAUGGUAAUUGAAGCACUAAAGAAAGCAGUCGGCAUAUAGUACUAAUGCAGGGACGUGUUCAGCUGCAUAAGCAGGUCGUGCAUGUGGUGUUCUGCGUGUUUGGUGUUUUGGCAGCGUACUAAAAAAUUAAAGUCACUCUUCUUUACAAAUCCUAUAGCAGAGAGGUGAGUCCCAAUUUACAUUUUGCCAACAAAGCACCAUAGCUCUCUGAUUUAAUUCUUCGGUUGCGCUGUUCCAAAAAGCCCGUCUUUGCUUGUAGAAGGGAGGGGGAAAACCACACCUGCUCGUAUUUCCUCUGGCAGCUGGUGCUGUGGGCAACUGUUUUGUUCACUUGGGAGUGGGUUUUUUUCCAUUUCUUUCAAGCUUCUAAUGCAAAUACUUUCUUUUCCAUAUAAAAAUCUGUUGAGCAAAAAUAUACUCAUGUACACUAACAUUAGUAGACUGUAUUCUCUGCAAGUACCUCACACGUCUUCUCCUGCCUUGUUCUUUGUAGUAUAACUUAUCCAUGUACUCCUAACAUUCGUAUGUAGUGUGCAACCGUAGUGUCAUGCUUAGGAGAGGGGGUUGGCUGCCUGCAGCCGACAGCCGUCGGUUCAAUAGCAAAACACUUUAGAUAAGUUAUUUUGCACUUUCUUAUGUAUAAAAUUGGUAGAAACUUAUAUUUGCUUUGUAUCAUUUAAAGACUCCUUUCGUUUCAGUAAAUGAACUGUGUAUAAAAUAUUUAUGCAGUUAAAACUGUUUUUAGAAAGUAUUUUUAAUUUCAGCAAGUUUGGUUACUUGUUGCAUGACUAUUAACACAGCUGACUUUUUGUGUCAGUGCAAUGUAUAUUUUUUUUGUCCUGUUAUUAACUUGUAAGCCCUAGUUAAAUGGCCAUUUAUUUGUACAGCAUCAGGAGUAAAUUGAAGAUAACUGGCUAAGACUGGAGUGUGGAAUUUUGUACUAUAUUGCAGAAUCCAGUAUCUGUUUUUUGGUGGUUACGUAAAAGGCCUGACGAUUUACUAUCUAGUGUGCAAUCUGUGAUAUCUGAAUGUUCAUUGUAUAUUUGUCUCCAAUGCAAAAAGGUAGAGUAACACAGUUACAACAAUACAUGAUUAAAUGCAAUAGUUCAGGUACUGAAGUAUUUUUUUCAUUUCAAAUAAAUACCUGCUAUUUACCACCAAAAAGCUGUUUUGCAUUUGUUAGAAAGAUGUUUGCAGCCGAAUAAAUGUUUUUAACAUGGGAGUGGUAACUAAUGAAUAACAUGUUUCUGUGUCCUCAAGGAGUAUUACUUGUUAUGGUUUUGCCUUCUGAACAUGAGUAGUCAUGCACGAUGAUGCAGACUGAAAUCAUGUGUGUCUUUAUUCUUUUUUUGCUUUCUAAGUGUCAUUGUAGAGUGUGAAGCCAGCAGGAUUUGACGGUGUGUGUAGAACAACAGGCUGUACUGAGACAGAGAAAGCAGACAGGGAAGAAUUAUUUCAGUCAUGCUCGGUAAGGAUGGUGGAAGACAGGGAAGUAUUGAAAUCCAAUUUCCUAGUUCUUCAAUCCAUUUUUAUACCCUUUUCUAAGCAGGUCAUGCUAAAGAUUGCAGGGUUUUAUUUUGGCAGUUAAUUUUGUGCCAACACUAGUGGCCGGCAAUUCUUCCUUAACUAAAAACGGUGAUGCAGUUGGGCCUCCCAUGUUCUUUGGUUGUAAAAGAUAAGGAACUUUUACCAAUGAACUUCACUGUCUGUGCUUAUUGUGCUUAACUUCUUCCAUGAACUCUUUGGGGUUUUUAGUUAUAUUUAAUUAUACUUAAGUAUGCUCUCAGGCAGCAGUUGUAUAGAAGUGAUUUUGAUGGCCUUCCUAAGUCCUAUCUUGCUUAUGUAGCCCAGGUAACGUCCACUUUUCAUAGGUUCAUGCAUUUCUCUCUCAGGGAUUUCCAUAUUUUAAAUCUUCUCAUACAAUGAAAAGUAUGUUUUCUCUGCGUUUUGGGGAUAUUUCUGUAUUUCCCAGCACACCUGCAGACACUUGGCAGCUGCCAAGAGAGGCAGCCUGGCGUGCUGUUCUGCUGUCACGGAGCAGGUCGUGAAUGAAAUCCCUCAGAGUGUUUUGAGGCAGUAAACCUUGCGACUGUGGGAUGUAGGCUCUGGUGUCGCUGGCAGGGUGGUGUUGGGGAAGAUUCUCUUCUAACAGUAGCUCCAGGCUGGUCUGUGCAGCUGGAUCAUUUGGUAUGUAGUGUGUUAACCUCAUUUUGCUGUAGGCAAAAAAUGAAUUAGCCACCUUGUUUGAAAUGUGGUGUGUUACAUCGGCUGACUUGGAGUGACGCAAAGAACUUGCAGUUAGUGUUGCAUCCUGCCUACAGAGUGCACUGCAGGGCCUUGUCUCCACUGCUUAUGAGGUCUGAUGGCGGGCGCUUCUCAGCUUUGGGAAGCUGAGCCAGCCUCACGGGGUGCUUUUUUGGCCCUCGUGUGCCUUCAGCACCCCAGUGUGCCUGUGUUCUCUGCACCUCUACCAGCCUGUGGUGUGUCCCAACUCUUGCCCUGUAUUCAUGGGGAACUUGAGUGGCAUUGCACUGGGUAUGUAGCUGGCUGCAAAGGAUGGGGAAUUUCAUAGAAUCACUAGGUUGGUAGGGACCUACUGGGUCAUCAAGUCCAAUCAUUCCUACCAAUCCCUAAACCAUGCCCCUCAGCACCUCGUCCACCCAUCCUUUAAACACCCCCAGGGAAGGUGACCCAGCCCCCUUCCUGAGCAGCCUGUUCCAGUGCCCAGUGACCCUUUCCGUGAAAAUUUUUUUCCUGAUGUCUAGCCUGAACCUCCCCUGGCGCAGCUUGAGACCAUUCCCCCUUGUCCUGUCCCCUGUCACUUGGGAGAAGAGGCCAGCUCCCUCCUCUCCACAACCUCCUUUCAGGUAGUUGUAGAGAGCAAUAAGGUCUCAUUUGUAAGAAAUGGGACCAAAAUUGGAACACGGCCACUGAUGAAUAUAAGGAGAAUGGUGCCUGCUCAAGGGUCUGCAGUAGCUUCCGGCGUGGGGCACGCAUGCCAGCUUGGGGAUGCAAUGUAAUUUCUAAGCAUGAAGGUCUAGGAAAAAUCACUAUUGCAUGGAGGGGAACGACUGAAAAAUGUAGUGACCACAUUGAAUAAAAAGGGCGUAAAAGCAGGCUGCCAGGAGCUAGUGGUAGCACAGAUCCAGGUGGUAUUCCAGGUGUUGAGCCAGUGCCCUUCUCCUGUAGGAGGGACUGCUCCCUUCCCACUUUCAGUGCCGCUGCAGCCUGUGCCACCUGCUGUGCUGGGCAGGGCUGCCGGGAGGCUGAAGUGCUGAGCAAGGUCAAAGAUUACCUCUGGGCAGGAGUGUGUUACAAACAUAAAUACCACCGUAUAAUGUGUGUGUGUGCGCGCGUGCACAGGGCGAGGUUCUUGCCCAGCAGCAGUGAGGAAAGCCCUGUGUAAUCAGCCACAACCCUGCCUGGUGCGGGCUGGCUGCCUUCAGCUUAGGAAAAGCUUCCACCCUUUCCUGGGGGCAGCUUUGGCGAGUGCCCCACUUGAGAGCAAGCACUGCUUUCCUUAAAGCUUGGCCGCUCUCCCAAGACUGCACUGACGAAACUGGGCAGGGAACCACCACAGAGCUGCUGGGACUUGGCUGCACUCCUCCUUCCCUGCCCGCGUGCGUGAACCAGCGGGUCACAAGGACACUCAUUGUGGGACAAAUGUUCUGAUUGCAGAGUGACCCAGGAGCCAUUUCCCAGCUCCUGUGCAGUGGCAGAGCUGUCCCACACUUUUCCCAACCCACGGCCCUGGCUCUUAAAAUUCACCAAUUUGGGCAGCGAUUGCUGUGUGCGUACCACCGUGGGGUGUACGGCUGAGAGCUGAUCAGCUCCCAGCUGAACUGAGGGCAUUGGCAACAAAGGAUAACAAAAAAGGACUCGGUCUCAGUUGUAGGAAACUGCUAGGACCUCACUGAAGUCAAGGGCUGCUCCUCUCAAAGCAGAGAGUAAAAGUAGGUUUGAGUUCAGCUGUAAAAGCAGUAGUAAUUAAAAAUAAUAGUGAUCUCGGGGUUAUUUCUGUGGAUGAGUUAAAACCCUCAGCUCUUAUUUUCUCCUUAUCAUUUCUUUUAGAAUAAAUGGGAAGUCUUGAGUCCAAAAUAUAUUCUGUUAUUGAGGAGGGACAAUUUGUUUCUUUCUACUGUGGCACAGAAUGACAUCACUCACCAUGAUAACUACCCAGGGAGCUUUCCUGCUUCACAAAAGAAUUAGUUUUAGAAGAGAGGCUUGUUUUAGCGAGAGGUCCUUCUGAUUUGGUAUUGUAAUAGAUAAAAACAUAAAAGGUUAAAAUAGCAAGUUAGAACAUGUCCUGAUGCAGCAAAGCCCAUUGACACUGACAGAGUGUGGCGACAGAAGGUUCUUUGCACUGGUUAUCACUGGGUGAAUGCCUGUCUAGGCAAAGCCUUGGUUA